GGCAAAUAUUGACGGUCUCGAGCGAACAGAGUAACGGGCAUACGGUUUGACCGUGGUCGUGGUCGCGGUUAACAUUUUCUACGUUGCGCGGAACGCCGGUUCGCUUCGUUUGUACGGCUUUAAUUCGUAUCUAUCAAACACGUUGGACGCCAGAUUGCUAUCGUUUAGUUCCAAAGCCUUUUUUUCAAGCCUUACCAGAUCGAGUGGAUGUUCACCGUAAAUGGAGGCGCAAUAAUAUAUAGCGGAUGUUGUACGAUCCAUAUGGUGCACCGUAUCAGUGUUUCCGAUGUAACUGCACCUGCAUUUUCAUCAUGAUCGAUGGAGGUCGCUUUGCGGUAGCUUCUCCAAGGUGAUCCAGUCCCGGUGGAUUGUGGCUAGAGUGUGUGCGUACGCCGGAAGUGAAACCCUGUCACGCACCAAACGUGACACAUUCAAGAACUUGUUGCCAUAGGGGCGAAACAGCAACAUUCUUCACUGCUGUUGAGAACUAGUUUUGUUCUCCUCUCCUGCUAAAGAGAUAAGACGAUAUGCGAAUGCUCGAUACGGGGUUGUGCGAAUCAUUCGCUGGCUAGAAUCAAACCGCAACGACAACAGCCCUAGUGUAGACGUACAGUGAAGUGUUCUUGCCAUACGUUUCCAGCCCAGAAACCGUCUUCAAUUAAUUGUGAAUUGGUUAAGGUUAAACGGUUACAGUUAAGAUCAGUAUCAUUAUGUGGUGAAUAUAACAAAAAACCAUUCUACUAUACCAAGUGUUAAUAAUGGCCGUUAAACAGUGUUCAGACAUAGUUUCACCGAACGAUCAACUCAAUAGUUCAAGUUCUGUGUUUCUUAGUUCUCGAUCGUCAACACGCUUUUUACCGGUUACAUUUGAAAAUGAUGAGCCUAGAUACGAUACCGCCAGCAAUCACCAAAGCUUCUACACGUUGCAACAAAAAUGUCUCACCCAGCGGCAACUUUUCGAAGAUCCCGAGUUCCCCGCUUCGGACGCUUCCAUUGCGAUGCCCCGAAUCUCAGCCGUUCGGUGGAAACGGCCGAAGGAAAUUUCUCCCACUGCUCGAUUCUUCGUUGACGGAGCAUCCCGGCUGGACAUCUGCCAGGGUGCGCUGAACGAUUGCUGGUUGCUUACUGCUGCUGCCAACCUGACCGCCCAUCCGUGGCUGUUCAAGCGUGUACUACCGGUGGACAACAGCUUUUCCGCUGAGCAGUACGCUGGCAUUUUCCAUUUUCGCUUUUGGGAGUUUGGUCAGUGGGUGGAUGUCGUGAUCGACGAUCGGCUGCCAACAGACACCAACGGUAAGCUUCUGUUUGGUAGGUCUGCCAACGGGGACGAGUUCUGGAGCGCCUUGCUGGAGAAGGCGUACGCGAAAUUUUACGGUUCGUAUGGAGCGCUCGAUGGUGGCACGGCACGGGAAGCUAUGCAGGAUCUUACCGGAGGGUUAACCGAAUUUUAUCAGCCCAAGAAGAUGGUUGGCAGGGAGGAACAGCUGUGGGAUAUACUGAGAAGUGGAUCCGAGAUGGGAUCUUUGUUUGCUUGCAACUUGAAGAGUGACCCAACGGGAGAAAACGUUGCUACCAAGGAGGGCCUGCUCCGUGGACAUUCGUACUCCAUCACAAAGGUGCACACGAUCGUGGGUUUGGUGAGUGAUGCCGAUCAUAUCCGAUUGCUGCGGGUACGCAACCCCUGGGGAACCGGUGUGGAAUGGAACGGAAGAUGGAGUGAUAAGUCACGCGAAUGGAAAGCUCUCAGUUCGGGCGAAAGGAAGCAAAUUGGAUUAACGCUUGAAAAUGAUGGCGAGUUCUGGAUCGAGCUGAACGACUUUAUGAAACAAUUCGAUCGACUAGAGGUUUGUCAUCUUUCGCCGGAACAGCACAGCGUUGAUGAAGACAUGGGCGAACGGACUUCAAAGCAUUACCGCUGGGAACUGAGCGCACUGGACGGUCAAUGGAUACGUGAUACAACUGCCGGUGGCAAUGUGUCGUUUCUCGAUACGUUUUCAAUCAACCCACAGUAUACGGUGCACGUGCAGGACGGUACAGCCGCUUCCGGUGUCGUUAUUGCGCUGAUGCAAAAGUAUCGCCGAGCGGACGCACUACCAAGCCUUACGAUCGGCUUCAUCGUGUACAAGGUGACGAGUGAAGAUUUGCGCCAGAAACCCGUCCCGAAGACGUUCUUCCAGCAGCACGAUCACGCUAUCGUCGGUGGAUCGAUCUUUAUUAAUGCGCGGGAGAUAAGCUGCCGGUUAACACUCGAUGCCGGACUGUAUCUUGUCAUUCCUUCUACAUUCGAACCGGGAGAAGAAGGUGAUUAUUUGUUGCGUAUCUUCACCGCACGAGGUAACACUCUGUGCGAGAACGACGCCAUUCUGUGCUUCGGCACACUCGACGAUCGGGUCACUGAGCAGGGCAAAUUUUUCGACACACCACGUUGGGCUUUGCUUGCGAACGCAUUCUACAAUCGGGCUAACGCUUACCAACAGCUGGAAACGAACUAUUUGCAAGAAAUUCUAUGGGAGCAAUUUUUCCGGCAGAUCUCCACUUCAAAUCAGCUACCAAGGGUGGAAGUGAAACGGACCGGUUCUUCCCCGUUGCGAAAAUUCUACUCCUGUGUUAUGCAGCUGUGUGCAUGCUUCUGGAUGCGAUCGAAUUCACGCAAAACCCGUCAUUAUUGCACCGAGGAACAACCAAUUCAUCGGCAAGAGUUAGAACGGAUUGUUAAGCUUCUGUUAGGCCGUGUUGCUGACGGGCAGGAUACGAUCGGGUACGAACAGUUUCGUACGAUUGUGCGUGACGUUUAUCAGUGGGAAACGGUGUUCCGGUUGUACGAUACGGAUGGUAGCGGUACGCUGGACCGCCGGGAGUUGCGCCAAGCUUUGCGAUCCUCGGGUUUCAACAUAAACAAUCGUAUCCUGUGCAAGCUGUUGCGGAUGGUUGUGGACUUAAACCGAUCACAGAUAGAGCUGAUCGAUUAUGUGCUGUGUGCAGCCGAAUGUCGGCAUGCGAUCGAUGUCUUACAUCAGGAGACAGCUUAAACUUCCACAUCGCAGCGUGUAACGAAACCCCAACGAAAAACGCCAUAAAAUGCAUUUAAAACUAUGUAGACUUAUUCCAGUAAACAUGACUUAAUCGUAUGCUUUUGCAAUCUUAUUCAUAACCAAAACGAAUAAACUAUAAUACACAGCCGACUAAA
This is a messenger RNA of Anopheles funestus (African malaria mosquito), 3187 nucleotides long. Its product is annotated as calpain-A-like. Gene Ontology annotation, cellular component: cytoplasm. The coding region runs from base 759 to 3029 and encodes 756 amino acids. Lineage: Eukaryota; Metazoa; Arthropoda; Insecta; Diptera; Culicidae. Gene Ontology annotation, biological process: proteolysis. The record is from RefSeq and is a predicted model, not a curated record. Gene Ontology annotation, molecular function: calcium ion binding; calcium-dependent cysteine-type endopeptidase activity. The transcript has 4 exons.